This is a messenger RNA of Schizosaccharomyces japonicus yFS275, 525 nucleotides long. RefSeq lists its product as hypothetical. Bases 74 to 439 code for a protein of 121 amino acids. The record is from RefSeq and is a predicted model, not a curated record. The transcript has a single exon. Lineage: Eukaryota; Fungi; Ascomycota; Schizosaccharomycetes; Schizosaccharomycetales; Schizosaccharomycetaceae.
GCAGGUCCGACACCUACCCCGUGCGCACGAUACUGCGAAGGAAACUCGCUAGUAAGCCAGUUGGCAGCCAAAAAUGGAAUUCGUCGGCGGCUCGCUGAAGCUGAAAUCCAAGACGAAAUCCAGGAUUUCAAAGAAAUUAAAGAAGAAAAAAACAAAGGACCGGACAAAGACGACAGACGCGGUCAAGGACAAAGGGAGCGAGAAAGAGAAAGAGAAAGAGAAAGCCGUCCAGGACUACGUGAUGGUAUACGCCAACGGCGGCGACGAGCCUAGUGAGUCGCAGAAAACGGAGUCGGAACGCAGGCUCGAGGAGACGCAGCGACGUAGAUUGCUAGAGAAGGGUGAGGUAAAGUCGUACGAAGAAAAGAUGAAGGAAUACAAUCGACUGCUAGGGAGCCAGUCGGAGCACUUUGACAUGCCGAAGAUUGGACCUGGUUAAGACGACACACUCAGGCACAGCAAACGCCAAGUGCAUCGUGCAAUUGUUAUUACAUUGAUGAAUGAAAGCUAGUCUAAGGGAACGAA